GCGGCCCCCCUCUCUCGGCCCGGCCAUCUUGUGGGAAGAGCUGAAGCAGGCGCUUUUGGCUCGGCGCGGUCCGCUGCAAUCCGUGGAGGAACGCGCCGCCGAGCCACCAUCAUGCCUGGGCACCUACAGGAAGGCUUCGGCUGCGUGGUCACCAACCGAUUCGACCAGCUAUUUGACGACGAAUCGGACCCUUUCGAGGUGCUGAAGGCAGCAGAGAACAAGAAAAAAGAAGCCGGCGGGGGCGGCGUUGGGGGCCCCGGGGCCAAGAGCGCAGCUCAGGCCGCGGCCCAGACCAACUCGAACGCGGCGGGCAAACAGUUGCGUAAAGAGUCCCAGAAAGACCGCAAGAACCCGCUGCCCCCCAACGUCGGCGUGGCCGACAAAAAGGAGGAGACGCAGCCGCCGGUGGCGCUUAAGAAAGAAGGAAUAAGGCGAGUUGGAAGAAGACCUGAUCAACAACUUCAAGGUGAUGGGAAAAUAAUUGAUAGGAGACCAGAAAGGCGAGCACCUCGUGAAAGAAGAUUUGAAAAGCCACUUGAAGAAAAGGGUGAAGGAGGUGAAUUUUCAGUUGAUAGACCGAUUAUUGAACGGCCUAUCCGAGGCCGAGGUGGUCUUGGAAGGGGUCGAGGAGGCCGUGGACGUGGAAUGGGCCGAGGCGAUGGAUUUGAUUCUCGUGGCAAACGUGAAUUUGAUAGGCAUAGUGGAAGUGAUAGAUCUUCUUUUUCACAUUACAGUGGCCUGAAACAUGAGGACAAACGUGGAGGUAGCGGAUCUCACAACUGGGGAACUGUCAAGGAUGAAUUAACAGAGUCUCCCAAAUACAUUCAGAAACAAAUAUCUUAUAAUUGCAGUGAUUUGGAUCAAUCAAAUGUGACUGAGGAAACACCUGAAGGUGAAGAGCACCCAGUGGCAGACACUGAAAAUAAGGAGAAUGAAGUUGAAGAGGUUAAGGAAGAGGGUCCAAAAGAGAUGACUUUGGAUGAGUGGAAAGCUAUUCAGAAUAAAGACCGAGCAAAAGUAGAAUUUAAUAUCCGAAAACCAAAUGAAGGUGCUGACGGACAGUGGAAAAAGGGAUUUGUUCUGCAUAAGUCAAAAAGUGAAGAGGCUCAUGCUGAAGAUUCAGUUAUGGACCAUCAUUUCCGGAAGCCAGCAAAUGAUAUAACGUCCCAACUGGAGAUCAAUUUCGGAGAUCUAGGUCGCCCAGGACGUGGUGGCAGGGGAGGACGUGGUGGACGUGGGCGUGGUGGUCGUCCAAACCGUGGCAGCAGGACUGAUAAGUCAAGUGCUUCUGCUCCUGAUGUAGAUGACCCAGAGGCAUUCCCAGCUCUGGCCUAACUGGAUGCCAUAAUACAACACUGGUUCCUUUGUGGACCCUCCUGUUCAAAGCUUUUGCAUGCUUAAGGAUCCCAAACAACUAAGAAUUAAAAAAAAAAAAAAAAAAAAAAAAAAAAAAA
This is a messenger RNA of Acomys russatus (golden spiny mouse), 1454 nucleotides long. RefSeq names its product SERPINE1 mRNA binding protein 1 (gene Serbp1). Lineage: Eukaryota; Metazoa; Chordata; Mammalia; Rodentia; Muridae. The record is from RefSeq and is a predicted model, not a curated record. Bases 112 to 1335 code for a protein of 407 amino acids. Gene Ontology annotation, molecular function: mRNA 3'-UTR binding. The transcript has 8 exons. Gene Ontology annotation, cellular component: cytoplasm; nucleus.